This is a messenger RNA of Macrobrachium nipponense, 5020 nucleotides long. RefSeq lists its product as uncharacterized. Lineage: Eukaryota; Metazoa; Arthropoda; Malacostraca; Decapoda; Palaemonidae. Bases 412 to 2760 code for a protein of 782 amino acids. The record is from RefSeq and is a predicted model, not a curated record. The transcript is spliced from 15 exons.
GAAAGUUCAGUGCUACUUGUGGACUGAAGAAGACGGAGUGCAUUUUGAUAGUCCUAUACUAGGCCUAUUGGGGUGUCCAUAACCUUGGAUUAGUACUGAUCAGGUUAUGAAUUAUCCUCCUAUCAGUGAUAUGUGCUUGACUGCUUGCUAAUGACUGUCGACGUUUUUUAAAAGAAGAUCAGCAUCAACGGAAGACAGACUUGUAGUAGUAACUCUGAGACCUGGAGUCGUGGACCUUAAAUCAGGAUUAUCUGACCAUUCAACGUUUUCGUGAAGAUGGAUUCGAAGAGCUGCAGUUACAUAAAACCGAGUCACUUAAAACACCAAAGUUAUUCUUCAGGUCAACUUGAAAGUGCUUCUUAUCCUUGAAUUUAAUCUUUGAAAGGGAUAUUUGUAUAACUCAAGGACGCCAUGAAGACCUUUCAAGACGAAUCUGGUUGGCUGAGAGUGGCCUUAUGCUGCGCUGUGCUAAUGACCCAGUGCGGCAUCAGAGACAGCCUGCUGACGGCGCUGCCCAGAAUAGCGGCAGGAAAUUCGACAGAUUGGGAGAGGACCACCACUACAGAAAGCGUCUCUUAUCCAAUGACGAGUUCCACAGAAGCCUCGACGACGACCCGAGAGGCUCUGUAUGUCACGAACAGCUCGAACGGUGGUUUGUUGUCGAGGGGAUACCAGCGAGAGAAUCCUAAAUUCAAAACGGGAGAUAUCUUGAACAGGACCGACGAGAAAAGAAGUCGUGACAGUCGAAACAGAAGCGAAUCGAUUAACACUAGAGGUCUGGGACCCGGGCUGGAAUUCCGUGGCGAAACCCGGCUGGAUUUUCUCAACCCCAGGUCGCUAUUUCGGGCGAAAGUGGGCGGAAGGGAUGGGCGGUUAGCGCAGCGGGCGAACCCUCGCGAAAAAGUGCGCGAGGGGCGUUCCAUCUCCCGCCGAGGGAAGUAUAAUACCCGCCUUUUCCGAAAAAGCCUUGACGUCUGGGAGAGAGGAGACGUUUUUCGAAGACUGCUGGAUAUAAGAACGGGAGACAGGAAGGAGGGAGAGGAUGAGGGAGAAGAUAAAAGAGGAUUCAUGGCUGAUGAUGAGUCUCGUGCUCCGCUUCCCGUCGGCCUACGACAUUCUUUUACGGGAGGUUGGUGCAUCUUGUACGAAGGCUUGGUGCUAAGCUCAGUGUACUGGGGAUGGCUGAUCACAGCUAUAAUGGCUGACUGGGUCAUCAACGCAUUAGGGGCCAAAACUGUGCUGACCUUCUCCAUUAGCGUGGGAGGCCUGAUCGGUCUGCUGACUCACGCCAUGUCCCUAGGAGGUCCUUGGGUGAUGGUGGGCUUCAGGAUCGUCUUCGGGGGGGCGCAGGGCUUCUGCUACCCAGCUGUCAUGAGGUUGCUUCAGGGGAUUCCUGAGUCGUCGAGGAAUACUGCCGGAGCCAUAGUAUUCUUAGGCCCUCCCAUAGGAUCAUGCGUGGGCGCUGGACUGGGAAGCCUUGGUCAGUGGUACGUCUCUACUUACUUGUUGGGGUCACUGACGGUGCCCCUCGUGCCCCUGUGCAUGAUGGUGCCCGGAAACACGGAUCAGGCUGGGAAGAGAAUCGGGACAUUCCAAGUUUAUAGCAGCCCUGGAACGCGAGUUUGCAUUUUGGUCUACAUUGCCAACAUCUUCACCCUCCAGACAGCGUUAAUUGGUCUUCCAUUCUGCCUCACGUAUACAGCUCUGGACAAGCCAUCGACCUCUGGACUGGUGUUAGUGCUCGUGAUUUUGGUCGUGUCAACUGUGGUGAGGGUGGGAGCUGUGAUAUCUACAGUAUUCAGUGGAAAGGGAGGACCACUGACGAUCCUCAACAGAAGACGGAUUUCUGUUGCUGUUGGGAGCAACUUGAUGCUGGUGGCCAUUGCAGUCAUGGCCACAGAGGGUCUCACAGAUUUCGGGACUUUGGUUGGAAUCGCAGUCGGUCUGCUGGCAACCGGAAUGGGGCUUACCAGGAUAUCCUGUAGACUGAAUCUGGAAGAUCUGGGUCCCUGGACGAUGCCACGUCUACUAAGCUACGUAAACAUUAUUGGGGCGUUAAUGUCUAUCUUCCCUCCAAUAUGGGUCGCAGCGUUUACGGACCUCUGGUGGACUAUAUGGCUGUUCCCUGGAAUAUGGAUUGUACUAUCGUCCCUUUUUUACAUGUGUUGUGUGACGGCAAAGUCGCAGCCUUGGGAUGAGCGCCCAGACUUCCGACCACCAUAUGUGUCCAAUGGAGCCGGAUCCCCCAGGGACACCCCUGCCCCAAGAGGGCACGCUGUUAGAAUGAGCUUCAAGAGCGCCCGCUCCGGGCUAAGCUUCAAGAGCGCGAUAUCCUUCCAGACUUUCAAAACGGCAGUCUCCAGACGGAGGUCGAGGUCACUCUCGACCAGGACGAUAGAUGAGGACCUCUCUGUGGACAUGCGCAGCGUCAUUGACGAAGAAGGCGCAGACGUCUACAGCGUAGUGGGAAGCAGCCAAGACUGCAAAAGUGCGGUCUCGACGACGAGCUUCAAGAGCGACGGAGCCGAUAUGCACAGCAUCGACCUGAACAGCCAGGACGUCGAAAGCAGCAACCAGCAGCAUCCUGAACCGGGAACAUCCCCUCAUCCGGAUAUGGCCCAUGGCUCCCCCUCCGACAGGACGUCUGAGUGGCUCAGCCAUCACCACCAGGUCCCUAUGGGAAACGAGGCGCCCCUGCCCCCAGUUCCCACGAGGGCGGAUAUGCGCAGGAGGAACGCUAUAUACGACCUCAUCUGGUGAGGGGGAGUUGGUGGUGGCGCUCGGAAAAUGGUCAAAAUUGGCAAGAGCCUGAGCCUGUUCUGUGUCGCUUGGCACUUCCUGCCCUGUGGAUCAAGUUCCUUGUUUUUCUAACUCAAGAAGUGCCAAAAGUGGAACUAUGAAUUCGUGCACUACACACGAAAGAGGGCCAGAAAAGAUAAGCGUAUUGAGAGCAGAGUGAUGUGAAUGACUGAUAAAUACCCACUGUUACUACCGAGACAUAACACGAAAGACACAAGGCUGGAAACUCAACAUGGAACUUUAAGCUGAGAUUAGAGGCUGUGAAAUGCACUUUGAUGCUACUUAACUUUGUUACUUGCAAGUCAAUCUAUUUCUGUAUCCAAAGACACUUAUUCGCAUUUAAUAGACCAUAGAUUUAAGUGAGUUUGAAGUGCAACAUGUGACGCAUCUUUCCCUUAUGAUGAAGAUCAGCGGCCAUGAUUCUUUUUGAGAGGAAGUUUGUCCUCAAACCAAUGGCUUUCGUUCCAUGAAUUAUUCGUCAGCUGCAAAGGUAUCUUUUCUUUUAGAAUCUUGAUUAAAAUUGUGAAAAUGAGUAAAUGCACUGAAACUAUUUCGUUCAGAAAUAACUUCUUUAAUUACGAUUUUUCUUAUAGACUUUCAUUCCUUUUCGAAUCGUGAAUUCGGGUAAAUUAUCGCUGUGAACGAAAGGGAAAAUCAUGAAGAACAGAAAAUGCCCCCACCCCCCCCCCCCCCCCCCUAGAAAAAAAGGUACUCUAGUGCCCACAUUGAAAAGAUGGACAAGACUACAGAUUACGUUGAUAUUGUGAUACUUGUAUUUUUGUCUGAAGGACAGAACACUGUAGUUCGUCAGUCCUUCAGUUUCCACGAAGCUGUGAUGAUUGAAUAACUGUUCUUUACAGAUGCAGAUGAAUUGAAGAUAAUAAAAAAGAAAGUUUUGUGAUUGUCACUCAAAAUUUCUCCACUGAAAAAAUUAACUGAGGGCAGCUACAGAGAACAAUGAAAAAGUGACUUACUUCAUUUACAGAAAACAAUGACAAACUGAAUGACGUCACCUACAGAGACCAAUGAAAUAUUGACUGACUUCAUUUGCAGAAACCAAUGACACGCUGAAUGACGUCACCUACAAAGACAAAUGAAAAACCGACUGCCAUCAUCUACAGAGACCAAUGAAAAACCGACUGCCAUCAUCUACAGGAGCCAAUGAAAAACCGACUGCCAUCAUCUACAGAGACCAAUGAAAAAUCGACUGCCAUCAUCUACAGGGGCCAAUGAAAAACCGACUGCCAUCAUCUACAGAGACCAAUGAAAUAUUUGUGAUAGCACCUGAAUACAACCAGGCCUACGUGGGUACUUUUGAUCGGUUAAGCGGAUAGCGUUGUGUUAGGAGAAAGGUUCACAGAGUCCUCUCUCUCUCUCUCUCUCUCUCUCUCUCGAUCCACCUAGGAAGAUAUUUUCUGAAUUCAUUCUAUAUUCAUGUUGAAUGGAGGUUAUGUCGUGGAAACACAGAGGUAACAAAAAUACUUAUAUUUUCAGUGUUACAUCUUGAGAUAGCUUUGCAGAAAAGACUUGAAUGUCUAUACGAGACGAUAGGAGAAGAGGAAGGGAUUGUUACAGAUUGGUUUACAAAUCCACAGGCGAGCAAACCUAGCAAAAGAUACAUGUGGACGAAGGAACACUUCAUAUCUAGGCUAAGACACAUCAUCCCAUGAGAGCCAAAGUAGGUUUCCCAUUGAAUUAGGUUGUUGUUGUGUGUUUCUGUUUGUGCUUAGCUAAGGGUCACACGCAUCCUGGGCUGUGGUUUUUGGCAAACUUCCCUGUUUAACCCAUGACCUGAUUACGUGGUGUGUACUGCUUUUAAGGAAUGUUCCCACAUUACUUUUAUCAUGUAAAAAUCAUUAGGCUACCUAUCGACUGACUUCAUUUACAGCAACCAAUGACAAACUGAAUGACGUCAUCUAGAAUUAGACCCACGUUAAUGAGGCAUCAUGAUGAUGAAAUUGGUCAAGUCGUGUUUAUGAUAAAACACUUAAACAGAAGAAAUUCCAGCCAAUUUCUCACUGGGAACUUUGCUACUUUUAAAACACAUUUGUAUAGACCAGAAGUGCAAAUUGUAUUCAACUUCUGGUUCCAAGAGAAGUUUGAUGAUUGAAUUUUUUUCAGUACAAUAGGUUGUUAAUGUCAUUUACUUAUCAUAGACUGGCAAUCUUACAUAGAGUAAAGUAAUAUGUAUGAUUUAAUCGAUUAAAAUUCCUUCAUUUCG